AUGGACCACAAUCAAGAUAUCCCAGAAAUGCAUCCUCUCGAGCGCACUCGAUCCUUUGACGAGGAACCAAAACAACCAGCUAACAUCCCCAACGUCAUUGAGCACGCCUUACAAAAGAUCGACACAACAACUAAAGCAGCAGCAGCAGCAGCAACAACACACAAAGCGAAGAGGAAGGCAGGAUUGACUAAAGAUGAUGUGAAGUAUUUGUUUUCGGGGGCACCGCAUUUCAUUCUCGAAAAAGGGAGACAUAAUCAUUGGUAUCCGCAUGUCUUGUUUCCGUGGGAUACAGGUUUGCCAGUCCAGGAUUUGUGGGAUAGAGAGGCAUUGCGCCAUGAAUCGUUUACCUUGUCGACAUUGCAUGCCCAUCUCCCUAUACCAUCGAAACGCGACAAUAAAGACGGCAGUAGUGACAACAGCGAUAAGCAAGGAUGGCAAUACGAAGAAGGCCUCAAACGAUCCACAUACGAUCUCGGAAUCUUUGAAGUCCCCAACAUGCUCUCCGUCAAUGGCAAGGAACCCGGCGCAAUCGGAUUUCGACAUUUUCUGGAGCUGGCAACUGCCGAUGCGGUGCGCUACAAAAGAGCGAUUCCGAUGAAGGGACAAGGAGACAUCCUGGGCCCGAAUCUGUUGUCCAAUUUGGCGUUGACAGAGGCGUUUGAUACGUUGAGUCACUCGAGAGACCCGUAUUCGUUGUGUAAUCGUGAGACGAUUGUGCUGGAUCGACACAAACUGUUAUGUGAAGGUCCAGCGGCUUGGAAGCGGCUUGGCGUGCGCGAUGUCCCCAUCAAAGAUAUUGUGGAGAGAUUGGAGUUUCUAUCCAAUUUCCGACUGGAGGCGAUAAAGCAUCUACCUACGGAUGAAUCAGGUCAUAAAAAGAUUAUUACGAUUCUGGACAGGGAGUCGCUGGAGACACUACACAAAAACCUGUAUUCAAAAUUCCUGUUUCCUCCCCCAUAUGGCUGGAGUCAGCAUCAACAUGACGAUCUCAAAGGGCAGAUUGAGGUGCUUACUAGGGUUCUAGCGGUCAAGGGUGCUUGGAUCGAUAUGAGUCUUCCCGAGUGGCGAUUACGUGUCGGACAAAUACUUUGGGAAAAGCCACCGCACACGGAUGGAGACUGCAUGGAUUGUUUGAAAGAUGAGAAUACCAAGUCGGAAGAGACCAAAAAGGGCAAACCACCUUUGAGCCUCACCACCGGUCUGGAAAGGAAAUGGCUACUCAUACAGCUUCUGCUAGCUGGAGAACUACUCCUGCGACUAGAUGCUAUCGUACAAUUGGCUGUCUUGCAGCACUCAAAAACUUUGUCGGUGACAGCGCAGGAUAUGCGAGCACUGGACAAGUUGCGACAUGGAAAAGUCAAUUGGGAUAUUCUUUUCUUUCAGCGGGCGUCUGAUAAUCUCAUUUUCAAAUUUACGCCUCCGGCAACACCACCAGCUGCUAGUUUGUCUGAGCAGUCACAGUCAAAGAAACAAGCCCACUCGCAUACUGGGACGAAACCUCAUGGCCUUCUAUCAAAAUUUGGCGGUAUCUCGCAUCACCUUCCUCUGCGUCGUCCCAGCUCUGCAAAAGCAGGACAAGAACUUCCUUCUCAUGAACAACCUUCAUGCGAGUCUAACUGGGACAACGUUGUGGUUCUCCCACGCCGUGCAGAACGGCAACUCAGAGGUCUUGCUGUGUUUGCGGAAAAGAUUGGCUGGCCCGGCCACGAGACAGUUGAAGCAAGAAUUCAGUCAAAUCUACUUCAGCAUAACGGAGAUACAACAACACAAGCCUUAACUCCCAACUCCGUUAGUUCUGCGUACAGUGUACCAGUUACAAGCAAACCGACAUCAAGAACUUUCCAAAAGAAGCAGGCAUAUUGCAGAAGCCCUUCUCAUCGAUACAUAAACCUUCAAAAAUCUGAAAACACCGCCGAUAAAGGCACAGGAGGAUGGCUUUCGCGUUCAUGGCUCGCGGGUCUUGUAAUGCCCGGCGAAAGUAUCCAUCAAUUACUAAUGGCAACGAUACUCGAAAAUGACCCUGCAGCGCUCAACGCAUUAGGCACUGUAGCCAAUCUAUACGGUGGACUCAGCUACGGCGAUGAUUACACAUGGUGGAGCACGAAGUGCAUCGUUGGUAGGGUAUUGGCUGCUUUACCCGGGUCGAAGGUAUGCAUGGGAUGGGUGAGAGUGAACGCAAUCCCAGAAGUUAAGGAAGAGAAGGGCUUUGUCAAACUGAAAAACACGUGGAUUUCGAUCGAAGGGGUUCAAGAUGCACGGCAAAAGAAUACUCGGAUUCGGCAGGGGAUAAGAGUGGCGAGUGAAUCCAAUCCGCUUGGGAAGGGGCGGGUGGCUAGUGAUACGUUCACGAUUCCGGUUGACGAGGAGGAUUCCGAGAGUAGUUCGCGAUUUGAUGUGAAGUUUGAUAAACUCAUACUCUCUCAGCAAGCAACACCGGUUGAUUGCUGUAGCUCAGAAGCUAUCAAACGAAUCUUCACGGCAGAUCGAGCAUCAGUCUCAUUUCAAGUGAUCACGCCUGAUUCAUCUACGAUUACUUUCCCACUGAAGCACAAUGUCGCUUUCAUCUCGUCGUAUACCUGUCAACCACCGCGUGGAUCAGUUACGCAUCAUGAUCCACAGCAUAAUGACAAUUCCGAGGUACAUGAACAUGACGAACAGCUACAACACCACGCGCGUCUACCAGGCCACCCGCUACACAAUUCAUACAAAUACAAAUGCGUCCCUCUCAAAGACCUACGGUUAGAUACAGUCCCGCCCAUCAUCGUCUUUCCGGAAUCCAAAGAAUCUUCUCCCUUAUCUAGCAACGCUCAUCUAGCUACCAAUCACAACGAAAAACCUAAACAUGAACCUGCUCAUAAACCCGACGGGAAAGAGGGAGAAAAUCUCGAGCCAGUCUGGAUCCUAGAUGCGCGCGCCUCGACACGUGACAAGGAAGUAUUUGCGCGUGCUUGGUGCGCAGCUGUUGGUGUGAAUGCACUCGUUGGACGGGUUGGGAGGACAUGUUUGGCUUGCUGCGUAAGAGAGGCGAGGGCGAUUGGAGUUGGGGUUGUGAUUCGAGUUUGA
Messenger RNA from Talaromyces marneffei, 3063 nucleotides. RefSeq lists its product as uncharacterized. The record is from RefSeq and is a predicted model, not a curated record. Bases 1 to 3063 code for a protein of 1020 amino acids. The transcript has a single exon. Lineage: Eukaryota; Fungi; Ascomycota; Eurotiomycetes; Eurotiales; Trichocomaceae.